CUCGGCGUCAAACAGCGAGACCGGAGGAGCCGGUGGGGGCGAGUCUGUGUGUGAAUUGCCGUGAUAAUGGCGUUGUCUCAAGGAACAAAGAAAAAAGUUUGCUAUUAUUAUGACGGGGACGUGGGAAACUACUACUACGGCCAGGGCCAUCCGAUGAAACCUCACAGGAUUCGUAUGACACACAACCUCCUCCUCAACUAUGGGCUCUACAGGAAGAUGGAGAUCUAUAGGCCACACAAAGCCAGUGGGGAGGAGAUGACAAAGUACCACAGUGAUGACUACAUCAAGUUCCUGAGGUCCAUCAGACCAGACAACAUGUCUGAGUACAGUAAACAGAUGCAGCGAUUCAAUGUUGGAGAAGACUGUCCGGUGUUUGAUGGGCUGUUUGAGUUCUGCCAGCUCUCAACAGGCGGCUCUGUUGCUGGUGCAGUGAAGCUCAACAAGCAGCAGACCGAUAUCGCUAUAAACUGGGCAGGUGGGCUUCACCAUGCAAAGAAAUCCGAAGCUUCCGGCUUCUGCUACGUCAACGACAUCGUACUUGCCAUCCUUGAAUUGCUGAAGUAUCAUCAGCGGGUAUUGUACAUUGACAUUGACAUCCAUCAUGGCGAUGGUGUGGAGGAAGCUUUCUACACCACCGACAGGGUCAUGACCGUCUCCUUCCACAAGUAUGGGGAGUAUUUCCCUGGAACCGGAGACCUGAGGGAUAUCGGAGCAGGGAAGGGCAAGUACUACGCAGUGAAUUACCCACUGAGAGACGGCAUUGAUGACGAGUCUUACGAAGCCAUCUUCAAGCCUAUCAUGGCCAAAGUGAUGGAGAUGUACCAGCCGAGUGCUGUGGUCCUGCAGUGUGGAGCUGACUCUCUUUCUGGCGAUCGGCUGGGCUGCUUCAAUCUGACCAUCAAAGGUCACGCCAAGUGUGUGGAGUACAUCAAGAGUUUCAACCUCCCCCUCCUGAUGUUGGGCGGUGGGGGCUACACCAUUCGUAACGUGGCCCGCUGCUGGACCUAUGAGACAGCUGUGGCUCUGGAUAGCUCCAUCCCCAAUGAGCUGCCCUACAACGACUACUUCGAGUACUUCGGGCCGGACUUCAAGCUGCACAUCAGCCCGUCCAACAUGACCAACCAGAACACCAAUGAAUACCUGGAGAAGAUCAAGCAGCGCCUCUUUGAGAAUCUGCGGAUGCUCCCUCACGCCCCUGGGGUCCAGAUGCAGGCCAUCCCCGAGGACGCCCCGCACCCCGACAGCGGGGACGAAGGAGAAGACGACCCAGACAACAGAGUGUCGAUCCGAGCACAUGACAAGAGGAUCGCUUGUGAGGAAGACUUCUCCGACUCAGAGGACGAGGCUGAGGGACAAGGAGGCGGGCGCAGGAACGCAGCCAACCACAAGAAGACAAAGAGAGUGAAAAAGGAGGAAGAGAAGGAUGGGGAAGAGAAGAAAGACGUGAAAGAUGAAGAGAAGGAGGAAGAAAAGAUGGACACGUCUGGACCAAAGGAAGAGGUCAAAACGACAUGAAGAAGAGAAACGCAGUCCAGAUCCUCCUGCUGUAGCCCCUCCUCCAUGUUUCCAAACCAACCCUGUUUACAAGAAAAGAUUCCAAUUGUGCACAUGCUAACAGCAGAGCCGCAGCAUCAAUGCCUGAUUGUACUGACUCUUUGGUGCUAGAUCAUUGAACUCCUAAUGUCACUGAACCAGCAUGGCGCAGGUGUUUGGAUGCAUGUUUGCCAUCUGCUGUUACUUAACUUGCAUUUCCUUUUCUACCAAGUCGCAGUGAAACGUCCAAACGCGUGCCCGGUAAAUUAUGAAGCCGCUGUAGCUGGUCUUUUCACGCCGUUCUGUUCCUGCCACUUUGCUCAGGCAAGUCUUUCAUCCGGCGCCAUCAUGCUGCUCGUUUCUAAAUGACGCCAGAGAAAGACUCACGUGACACCGGCUCUAGAAGGAAGUCCGGCUUGUUCGAGAAAGUGUUUCCCUAAUUUUAUCACAAUGCCAAUGAAUGGAAUGAGCGUCCCUGUGUGGUUAUGAAAUUAAAGCUUUUCAAAUGUGCAUUGUUGUUCAACUUGAUAAUAAAA
Messenger RNA from Synchiropus splendidus (mandarinfish), 2069 nucleotides. It is a transcript of the gene hdac1, whose product is annotated as histone deacetylase 1. NCBI's taxonomy places the organism in Eukaryota, Metazoa, Chordata, Actinopteri, Syngnathiformes, Callionymidae. The transcript is spliced from 12 exons. Gene Ontology annotation, molecular function: histone deacetylase activity. The record is from RefSeq and is a predicted model, not a curated record. The coding region runs from base 67 to 1515 and encodes 482 amino acids.